AGAGCAACUUCAACGGUAUCAAAUACAGUUUGAGUCGAAGAUGAAUGAAGUAGUGGAGAAACAAAUUCAGGCUAUACGCACAGAUUUUCAGUCACGAAUUCAGUCUUUGGAAUCUCAAUUGCAAGCUGCAGGCGUGCCCGUUGAUCCAGUUGUUGCACCAUCAAACCCAUUACAUAGGCAGUUAUGGAUUCACUUAGUAGUCAUCCCACUGUUCGGCCAAUGUCACAUCAACAACAAUCUCAUGCAUUUUCAUCCCAAGAGAUUCACCUUUCAAAGAAAGAGAAGAAGAAUAAGAAGAAGAAGAAGAAGAAGAAGAAGAAGAACUAACAAGGUAAAAGUACUAAUAUCACUAGUUCAUGGUUUAUGUUCAUUUGAUUUUGGUCAAUAUUGCAUUUUUUGCAAGUUAAAAUAAGUUAGGAA
Messenger RNA from Camellia sinensis, 420 nucleotides. Lineage: Eukaryota; Viridiplantae; Streptophyta; Magnoliopsida; Ericales; Theaceae. The record is from RefSeq and is a predicted model, not a curated record.